Molecule: messenger RNA, 1203 nt
Organism: Hordeum vulgare subsp. vulgare (domesticated barley)
Lineage: Eukaryota; Viridiplantae; Streptophyta; Magnoliopsida; Poales; Poaceae
Product: putative cyclin-dependent kinase F-2
Exons: 1
Coding region: 1-1203 (400 amino acids)
Biological process (GO): regulation of mitotic cell cycle; protein phosphorylation
Cellular component (GO): nucleus
Molecular function (GO): ATP binding; cyclin-dependent protein serine/threonine kinase activity
Source: RefSeq, a predicted model, not a curated record
AUGGCCGCCCGUAAGCGACCUGCUGCCGCCCUCGACGCCUUCCGCGCGACGACGACUCAACAUCAACAAUCGGCGACGUCCCGGUCCUGCAAGAGGAGCCGCGCCUUCAUCGGGUGCACCGACGACUACCAGCAGGUGGAGUGCCUAGGCAAAGGAGGCUUCGGCGUCGUCCUCAGGGUGCGCCACAAAGUCACCAAAAAGGACUUGGCCGUCAAGUUCCUCUCCUCGCCGGACGACACCGAGGAGGGGGCCGACGUCGAAGAUCUUCAUCGGGAGGCCGGAUUCCUCGAGGCAUGCCAAGGAAAUCCUUACGUCGUCGGCUUCGAGGGCAUGGUGCACGACCUGGACGCAGGCGACGUCGGCCUCGCCAUGGAGUACGUCGAGGGGUCUAGCCUCGAGUCUUUACUGUGGGACAGGCGCGACGGCCCGCCGCUCCCGGAAUCCAUGGUGCGCGACUUCAUGUGGAAGCUUCUGAACGGAGCCGAAAAGAUGCACGACCGCCAUGUCGUCCACCGCGACAUCAAGCCCGGCAACAUCCUCGUCGGGGAAACCGGGGAGCUCGUCAAGAUCUGCGACCUUGGGCUCGCCAUCUCCAUGUCCGACAAGCCACCAUACAAUCAGGCCGGCACAUCAUCCUACAUGGCGCCCGAGAUGAUCAUGGGGAAGCGGGACUACGACGCGCUCGUGGACUCGUGGUCCAUCGGCUGCGUCUUUGCCGAACUGCUCACCGGCGCGACGCUGUUCAUGCUCGACGACGAAGAUGAGGAGAAAGACCGGACAAAGAAUGCCAUAAAGCAGCUGGGGAGCAUCUUCCGAGUGCUCGGGGUGCCGGACGAGAGGACGUGGCCAGGGUGCACGUCGCUGCCGCUCACCGUCAAGGCGCCGCAGCUGCUGCAGGAGAGGCACAAGCACAACCGGCUGCGGGAUUUGUUCCCUGAAGAGAAGCUGUCCGAGGAAGGAUUCCAGGUGUUGCAAGGGCUCCUCACAUGCAACCCCGACAAGCGACUGACGGCAGCCGCCGCGCUGAAGCGCCCAUGGUUCGCUGUUCCUCGUUCGGCCGCCGCCGCCGCCUCCACGAAGGCCGACGCUCUGUCGUUUCCUAAAAGGAAGGCACCAAGGAUCAAGUUCAUCCCGCCGGCGAUGCCAGAGAAGAAUGUACUCAAAAUUCCACUGGCCGUGUGGAACGCAACGCAACGGGUGUAA